AUGACAGAUGCACGCAGCUCAAAACGCUACGCGCAGGAAGCAGAGGAAGCCCGAGGCAUCCAAUCACAUCGUCCUAUCCCCUUGUCGCACAAUCCCAACAUAAUCUCUUUCAUUGACUUCAGCGUCCGUCUUUUAAAGGGCUUUCAGAAAAUCCACGACUCUCAGCAUGGGGUGCUCGAGGAAAAUAAAAGCCGUGAAACGAUUAUGCGAGAGAUGCAACAUAUGUCAGCAGGGCUGUUGCUCUCCAGAGCGUCCGACAAGGUGGAAGAAGAUUCAGGUCUCAGGAUUCUGGCUGAAGAAUGCCAUGGGCUCUCAACUGAAUUGAAUUUAUUGCUGGACAAAGUCAAAUCAAAGAACCCAGGCUCCAAAGCUCAAAGUCUGUUGUCGGCACUGCGAAACAAGGUCUACGACAGCGAGAGGGCAAGCUUAGAAGCAAGGCUUAACGAAUGUCGGGGUCAACUACAUUUACAACUUAGUCACCUUACAAGGAAGGAGACCCUUGAGAAGCUCGACAUCUUGGUGCAAGCAUCAAAAGCGGACGAAAUCAAGCUGGACAAAAUUGAGAGUCAGGUCGCACAGCUACGCAAAAACAUCAGUCUGACCCCUGCAACCUCGGAAGCCAAGCCGAUGCUGGUGAUGCUUCUUGAGGAGGAGGAGAAAGUUUUCAACGUAAUCGCUCAGGAAAGAAUCUUGAACUCUCUUUCGUUCGAAGGAAUGAAUCGACGUUCCAACAUGGUGGUUGAGACACACUCUAACACAUACGAAUGGAUAUUGGAAGACAAGCCUACUGAUAAGACAGUGUUUUCGGAACUUCUUCCUGAGCAUGCAGAGGAUGCUGUGGCUAAAGAGGCCGCCAUUCAGCUUCGAAAUAUCGAAGAUGUUGAGAAAACUCGUGCGAGAGACAAGCUUAACACAUGGCUGGCUCGCGGAAGUUCACGUGAUGUGUUCCACCUAUCGGGGAAGCUCGGCUCUGGAAAAUCGACGCUCAUGAAGUACAUACGGGAGAGUUCUCGCACUCAAGAUAGACUCAAAAUCUGGGCAGACGGCCGUGAGUUGACCAUCGCCGAUUUCUAUUUUUGGAAUGCUGGUUCGGACUAUGAAAAGUCGCUCCGAGGACUCUACACUAGCCUUCUUUACCAAAUAUUCAGCCAAUGCCCUGAUUUGGUACCCAAAGUCUGGCCGGCUCAAUGGGCGCGGGCCAAUUCCGCGCCAUGGCUUGCACCCAAAGUCAUCGAAAUUUCAGAGAGAGAUAUCAAAGAAGCCUUUGCAGCAGUCAUUGAAUCUCACGACUGGCUCAAAAAGCGUUGCUUUGCUUUUUUCAUUGACGGGCUCGACGAAUUCCAAUCCACCGUACAAGCCGAUUAUAGAGACUUAGUAAAGUUACUCUGCCACUGGACAGUAAAAGCAUCCGAAAAUGUCAAAAUCUGCGUAUCGAGUCGCGAGCAUCCGGUAUUCAUGGAUGGAUUCACAUCAACACUGAGAAUCCGCCUUCAUGAUUUGACGAGGCAUGAUAUGAACACCUACAUUCGAGACAAGCUUGCUCAUGUGAGCGCAGAAGGACACUUCGAAAAUCUUGUUUCCUUAAUAAUGAGCAAGGCCAAUGGAGUAUUUUUAUGGGUAGCACUGGUAGUGAAAUCAUUAAGAGAGGGCCUGGAGAAUGGAAUGUCGUGUUAUGAACUGACCCGAGAGGUUGAUGUUCUCCCGGAGCAACUGGAAAGCCUCUACAGCCACAUAAUCAAGUCCCUGGGCAGGUCAGCAAGAAGAAAGGCAUACCAGACGUUUUGCAUGAUCAUGGAGCUUAAGAGACAUGGCGAUUACAGAAUGUCACUCCUCGCCUAUUCCUUUUUGGAAGAGUAUGAGAGCGGAAAAGAUUUCUUCAUGGACAACAAUAACGUCUUCCCUUUCGACAGCCUCACCGGAAAUCGCGGCAAAGACAGGGCGCAAUCUUCUAGCAAGAAGCUGGCUGGCUGGUGUAAAGGUCUCGUCGAGCCAUAUAAAAUGCGAAUAUGGGCGCCGUCAAAUGAGAACAAUUGCAAUGCAGCGUGGGAAAAUUGGUCCCUGGAGCUGGAUUUCGUGCAUCGAAGCGUGUCCGAAUUCUUGCAUACAGACAGAAUCCAACAUGACAUGGAGCAGAACUUGAUGCGCUUCGACCACAUUGACGCAAUCCUCAAUAUAAUAGUCAGCGACAUCUUCUAUGAAAAGGCAUCGUCAGCAUACAACACCUCUCGAUCAGGAAUCACGACUACAGUGCUUUUGGAAAUGUUAGAACGCUACGAGUUGUAUCGGGAGCCAUUCACCUAUCUCGAGCGUCUUCAAGAAAUGCUGGCAACAGGAGGCUCAAGUGAACUAACAUCUAUCAACACCGUUCUUCUGAUUCCUUGGCCGGGGGAAGACGGGCAAUUCCGUUAUGGUUCCGUCCUCAAGUAUGUCGGGGACGCUACAGACACAGCUUCAACGACUAACGAGACUGUGUCCAACAAGGAACAGGGCUUGCGAAAAGAUUACUUUCUUACGGACCCGUUACCCAGGCUGACCUGGCUCGGCCUCUGCGACUAUCCCCUGUGGUGCAUAGCUAACCGGCAUAAGCUUUUCGAGCAGCCGGAAACAAUUUCGAUGAUUGCAUGCUGUUGCAUGCGCAACGGUAUGACAUGGGGUCAUCGAAAUGCCCACCACGCUCUGCGUGUCCUCGAAGCUCUUUUCGAACGAGGCUGGCUUUCUCCAAACACCGUUACAAGUUAUUGUCCAUUCUUUUCAAUUGAAGACUGGUCCCACCUCUCGGGAAAUCUAGCAGGCCUAACAUUUUGGCAACACUUUCUGAUGUACAUGCUGGGCGAACAUUAUUAUCGGGGAAUCCCCAAGACUUCAGGAGAGAGGAAGAUUGGGGACGUAAAGGAGCACCGCAGGAGGCUCGAACAGUAUCGCAGCGAGCUUUGUGCCCCAAGCCAUGAGAGCGACUCAUUUCACUCUCCCGAACUAUGGCAGGACAUUGAAAUCGGUCCCCAAUCAGCGGACGGCGCACCUUUCAGACGGGACUUUUCACUGAGAGAAUUCAUUGAAAUCUGUCUGUCUGAUCACAGGGACACCGAUCACAAGGACACCAUCUUGCAGAUACUAGACGAGCAGUCGGAGCAAAUUUCAAGUAUCCAAGCGGAUACCCAAAUCGACACAGGUAAUGCAGCAGCUUCGGUUGCGGGGCAAGAGGACUGUGAUGACAAGGAAACAGUCCCGGAAGAUGAGAUUCGCUUAAGCAACUCUAGAAAUCGCUUUCAGCACCAGCCGUCGCAAGAUACUGGGUUCCGAUAUUAUCUGCAGGCUAUCUCUCGGUUGGUCAAUAAUUUACUCAACAAUGAAUACUUCAGGUACAUUUUUGCGGGUUUAACAGGUUCAGCUCUAGAAUCCGCGCUGGUCACGGCCAGUCGCGACAAGACCAGCAUCUGGUGGGACGCAAAGUCGUGGACACCCCGGAAGGUGAUACCGAGCUUUGAGACCAUUGAGCCGGCUGGUUUCCUAGAAGACGGCAGGGUGACUUACACGGCCGGCACCAAUGGCAGAGUGAGGCUCUGGGAGACCGACACGGGCCGGAAAUUACGAGCGAGGAAGCGGCAAAGUCAGAAAAGAGGAAAUCGUAGCGGCGAGAUUCAACUGAAGCCGGCCAGAUCCAGGACGGACCUUAACAUUACGUUCUUGCUGGAACAGCACCGAUCUAGAGAAGACGGCGAAACUUUGGAUUGGUUAGACCUGAAAUUCACUAGACGUGGUUGGGGCCAGAGGCAAGGGCAAACGCACCCGUACCGGUAUGAAGAUAUCUCGGAAAUGCAGUAUUGGAUCAGUCGCCGCUGGCGCAUAUUUGCUGAGCCAGGCGACCCGAGUGCCAGCUGGAUAUCCGCAAGGGAGCCCACAAGAGAUAUGAGAAGUCAGAAGGUCUUUGAGGUUGCUAAGACGUGGCUUAAGACUUGCGUUGUAAACCAUGCGGUCUGUGAACGUGAACGGGCUACGUUCAGGCCGUUACGUCUCAUUGACGUAGGACAGAGCGACUCCAACAUCAUCCGCUUAGACACCGAAGUGUCCGAUAAACACUUCGAGUAUGUGGCCUUGAGUUACUGCUGGGGCGGCGACCAGAUGGGCAAGACGCUACGCGAAAAUCUAAUAGCUCGAACAGAGUGUUUCGACUUGGAUGACCAACCAGCGACCAUUAGAAACGCCGUCCUGGCUACUCGUCAGCUUGGAAUACGCUUUCUUUGGGUUGACAGCCUCUGUAUUGUCCAGGAUGACGACAACGACAAGGCUAUUGAAAUCAAUCGAAUGUUCGAUAUCUAUCGGCAUAGCGUCAUGACAAUAUCCGCUGCUAGUGCCACAUCCAGCCAGCACGGCUUCCUGAAUGUGUGUACACCAGCUGUACUGGUCCGCGUGGGGUAUCGUGGGCCGUACGGUGAUUUGGGCUCAGCCAUCAUGUCACUCACGGUAAAUAAGCCCGAGCCGAUACACUCACGAGCUUGGACCUUGCAAGAGCACUUUAUUUCGAGACGGCUCCUGGUUUAUGGGACCUUCGGCCUACGAUGGAUCUGUCGCACUGGCCGCGAGCUCGACAACGAUCAAGAAAAUAGUGAUCUGGUCAGCAAUCGCCUAGCCGAGCUUUUAAUCGGCCAGGGCCAAGGCCGGCCAGAAGUAAGCAUCUCACCUGGAACCUGGAGAGAUUUGGUCUACGGUUAUUCUAUGCGGGCCCUCACGAAUCAAGAAGAUCAAUUGCCAGCCAUCUCAGCCGUUGCCACACUAUACGCCAACACGAGACCAGAAGAUCGGUAUUUGGCAGGUCUUUGGGCGGAUUCCCUGGCGUUAGAUCUCCUGUGGACUGUCCAGUCGCCUCGAUCCUCACGCAGUCAACUUGCUCAAUUUCCCACAUGGACCUGGGCGUCAGUGAAAGCAUACAUACGUUUCACGCCACCGAAUUUGAAUGAGCAAGUCACAGUGAGCCUGAUCAGCUACGAAAUUGUCUUGAGCAAUACCCUGGUGCCAUUCGGCCAAGUUGAUAGCGGAUCGCUGUAUCUUGAAGGGGAAAUCUUCGUAAUCUGUCCGGGAACUGCAUCACAGCUUGGCUACUCGCGCUGUGUAAUUUGGCUAAGAGCAGAGUCUGAACAAGGCGAGGAGACGGUCCCGUUCCAGGCACUACCGGAUAUCCCGAUGCCUACUGACGCCCUCGAAGGCUUGUAUUGUCUGGAAUUGACAACUACCCCAAACAACUUCUUCGACUCACACGGGCUGAUACUACGUUCUGUAGCCGGCUGCACAAACAGGUUCUCUAGAGUUGGCAUUUAUGGACCGGUACCCAUGCCCUCUGACGAGAGAGAACAAUCGUGGCUGCAAAGACCUCGAGCUCAAAGAAAGACAAUCGAGAUAAUAUAA
Molecule: messenger RNA, 5400 nt
Organism: Diaporthe amygdali
Lineage: Eukaryota; Fungi; Ascomycota; Sordariomycetes; Diaporthales; Diaporthaceae
Exons: 8
Coding region: 1-5400 (1799 amino acids)
Molecular function (GO): protein binding
Source: RefSeq, a predicted model, not a curated record